Closterium sp. NIES-65 is the source of this 2679-nucleotide messenger RNA. Lineage: Eukaryota; Viridiplantae; Streptophyta; Zygnematophyceae; Desmidiales; Closteriaceae. The record is from the annotation of a GenBank genome assembly.
AUGACCGCGGCGCUCGCUGCCGCCGACAAGGCAGCGAUCAGGCCGCGCGCACCGCAGCGGCAGGUGAUUCAGCUCACGGACGCGGCGGCCGAUCGGAUUCGCGAGCUGCUGACGAGGCGCAACAAGGAGUACCUCAAGCUGGGCGUCAAGUCGCGCGGCUGCAGCGGCAUGAGCUACACGCUCACCUACGCCGGUACGCGCCGCGCGCUCGCAGUCUUACACGAGCCGGGGAGGUUCAACGAGGUGGUGGAGGAGAAGGGCGUGCGAGUGGUGGUGGAGCCCAAGGCGCUCAUGGCCGUCAUCGGCACCACCGUCGACUUCGUACAGGACCGCCUCAAGAAGGGGGGGAGAGGGCGGGGUGGUGCGGAUGGCAUGGGAUGGGAGGAGCAGGCGGAGUGCGGGUGCGAUGGCAUGGGAGGCGCCGGGGGGUUGGGGGGAGAUGGCAUGGGAGGUGCAGGGGGUUUGGGGGGAGAUGGCAUGGGAGGUGCAGGGGGUUUGGGGGGAGAUGGCAUGGGAGGUGCAGGGGCGUUGGCGGAAGAUGGCAUGGGAGGCGCAGGGGGGUUGGUGGUGAGAUGGAAUGGGAGGCGCAGGGGGGUUGGGAGGAAUCCCUCAUGCCGGGACACCGCUGCUGUUGAGAUGCAUGCAGUGAGGCCUCUUGACGUCGUUCGGAUUGGACAAGCAUAUGGGGGGGAAGGUUUAGGGGGCAUGGGAGGCGCAGGGGGGCUGUGGCGAGUCAGGAUCAACUUGUACAGGGGUGGGUGGGUGGGUGCAGAUGCAGUGAGUGCGUUGAGCAGUGGUGGUUGGCAUUGCAUGCCAGAGCAGUGCUUACUAGCCAUGCACAGAGAAGCAGCGCUGGGUUUGCUUUCCUGCCCCUCUCACUCCCUUCUCUCACCCCCUCGUGCCCGGCCCGCCAUUCCCCCCGGCCGUGCACUACCACCCGCGUUCCCCCCCACAGGCGAGAGCGCGAUCGCGAUACCGCUGGUGCGCAAGUGCAUGCAGCAGCGGCCGCGCCUCAAAGUGCUCUUCACCACCCGCAACGCCCUCGCGCUGUCUGUUGUAUCCAAAGCCUUCUCCAAAACGCAUGUCAUAUGCCAGCUAGCGCCAGUGGACGCGCCAGCAGCGGUGGAGCGCUUCCUGGCGCACUGGCAGCCCAACGGGGCGGUGUUCAUGGAGCAGGAGCUCUGGCCCAACCUCCUGCUCUCGCCCCGCCUCCUCACUGUGCCCAUUGCGCUGCUCAACGCGCGCAUGACCCAAUCAACGUUUGACAGGUGGCACGCCAUGGAUGGGCUCUUCCUCCCUCUCGUCUCCGCCAUGAUUGGUCGCCUCGCCCUCAUCACCACCACCAGCACGGAGCAGGGGCUACGGUAUCAGCGCCUGGGCGCCAACCCCAUGCUCACACGCUACACCGGCAACCUCAAGUUCGCGACCAUGAGCAGUCACGGCAGCAGCAGGAGCAGCAGGGAAGGGGAGGCGGAGAGUGGGGGGGCGAGAGGGGGGGCGAGGGCGCGGGGAGGGAAGGAGGAGGAAGUGAGGCGUGUGGUGCGAGGGCGGCGGGUGUGGCUGGCUGCCAGCACACACGCGGGCGAGGAGGAAGCCGUCCUGCGCGUGCACCGCAAUCUGAAGCACCGAGUGGGGGGGCUGCUCACUGUCAUCGUGCCCCGAGACCCGACCAGAGGGGCGGCCAUUGGCAAGUUCCUGGCAUCGCAGCUGCACCACCCGCCACCGCUGCAGCCGGGGAUGACAGCGGAGGAGGCGCGGGCCAAGCCGGUGAGAGUGGCUGUGCGGUCCCAGGGGCAGGCAGUGACGCCCGACACUGACUUCUAUGUCGCUGACACCAUUGGCGAGUUGACGCUGCUCUACGCCAUCACCCCCCUCGCCUUCGUGGGGGGCUCUCUGCUGCCCGGCCUGGGCGGCCACAACAUCGCUGAGCCUGCUGUCUCCUCCUGCGCCGUGCUCACUGGUCCCCACCUGGGUCACUUCACCUCUGUGCUGCAGCAGUUACAGCAAGUGGCGCCCCUCUCUGUUUGGCAGGUGGCAGACGAGCAAGAGUUACAGACAGCAGUGCAGCAGCUACUCACCAACGAGGCGCAGCUGAACGCGCGGCGCAUAGCAGCGCAGCGAGCGGCAGCGUCGGGCACGGAGGGCGUGGUGGACGAGGUGUGGGAGGCGCUUGACUUCGCCGUGCUGCAGCGCAUGACCCUCCCCACCACGGCUUCUAGCAGCGACCGAGCAGCGGCAGCAGCGGCGCUGGAGCUGAGGGAGGACGGCCCAGAUGCGGAGCUCACAGGGGUGCUGCAGGCUCGAUUGGACCGCAUCGAGUCGUUCCCUGCAGCUGCAGGCGCCAUGCAUGGUGCCGCGGUGGAUGGGGCGCCACUGCUGUCUCCGGGUGGGGUGGGCCAGAAUGGAGGGGCAGGAGGAGCGUGUGGUGUUAUCAGCCCGAGGGGGCAAGUGGCGAGGGAAGGACGGAGUGGUGGUGCUGCUGGGUCGGGGUCCGGAGCUAUGUUCAAGGGUAGCAGUGGGAAGCAGGCUGUGGAUGGGGGCGGCAGUGCAAUGGGUUCGACACGGUCGAGCAAGUUAGAGAGCGGUGGGCCGAAUGACGAGCUGGCAGGGCGGCUUCGAGCUCGAAUUGAUAAGAUUGAGACGGGCCCGAAAUGUGAUGGUCUGAAUGCUCACAAGUGA